Molecule: messenger RNA, 189 nt
Organism: Puccinia graminis f. sp. tritici CRL 75-36-700-3
Lineage: Eukaryota; Fungi; Basidiomycota; Pucciniomycetes; Pucciniales; Pucciniaceae
Exons: 2
Coding region: 1-189 (62 amino acids)
Source: RefSeq, a predicted model, not a curated record
AUGCCGAUUUGUGACGUCACAGCCGAGAAGCUGGUCGGCUUCGCGUCGAGGAGACGGGAGAAAGAAAACCCAUCGACGGUCAACAGGAAAGUAACAACCACGAACCACCAAGAACCACAACAGCAAGAACACGACAUCCUCGAGAAGCAGACAAGGCCAUCUCGAUUGAUUGAUGUAGACUAUUACUGA